This is a messenger RNA of Diorhabda sublineata, 4467 nucleotides long. It is a transcript of the gene Socs44A, whose product is annotated as suppressor of cytokine signaling 7. Gene Ontology annotation, cellular component: phosphatidylinositol 3-kinase complex. Gene Ontology annotation, biological process: intracellular signal transduction; phosphatidylinositol phosphate biosynthetic process. The coding region runs from base 221 to 1231 and encodes 336 amino acids. NCBI's taxonomy places the organism in Eukaryota, Metazoa, Arthropoda, Insecta, Coleoptera, Chrysomelidae. The record is from RefSeq and is a predicted model, not a curated record. The transcript is spliced from 4 exons. Gene Ontology annotation, molecular function: 1-phosphatidylinositol-3-kinase regulator activity.
GUUAAAAGAAGAUUUUUGACAUAACAAAGCUAGAAACGUCAAAGCUGUUGAAAGAAAAAUCAAAAAGUAAAUUGGUUCCGUAAUUUAGUUUAAAGUUUAUGAGAGACAAUUAUCUAAUUUUAAUUGCUAGGACUUUCCCCUGACGGUGUUCCACUCGUGAACGAUGACUGAAAGAUAGUACCAUAUUCAUUAUAGUGAUCAUUAUUGUUUUCUUUGAGGUAUGGCAAACUCCAACAAUAAAACCAACAAUUGGUUGUCACGCCUACGGCAGUUGAGUAUACGAAGAAGAUCUACAGAUAAUAUUCAUAAUAGUAUUUCCGAUGGGCAUGUUGCGUAUAGGAGAGGUACUACAUCUUAUAGUGCAGAUAAUAUGGCACAUCCUAAUAGUAACAGUGUUCGAAGAAGUAUUAUCAAGAUGCACAUAAGGGUUAAAAACGCAUUUAAAAAUAGAGGAUCUAGUAGCAACACUAAUAGAAAUAGCGUUCUGGCUCCCACCAAUUCCAACUCAUCAAAUUCGAACAGUAGAGUGACACUAGCAACUACAGUGCUUCCUAAAGAAAAUAUAUAUUUACUAGAACCAGUAAGGAGAGAUAGUUCUAUUCCUCAGUACGACGAUUCACCUUUAUGCUUACCAGUGCAGGCAUUGAUAGAAGAUAACCAAAGCACAACUGCUCCUGUGAUACCACCUAGAAGACGAAAUUUUCCACAAUUAUUAUCAGAAGUACAAAAUGGUAGGAUACCAAAAUAUGAAAUAGCAAAUCUUUCAAAUUUCUACUGGUAUUGGGGACCAAUAUCCAGAUCUCAGGCUGAGGAAAGACUUAAAGAGUCACCAGAUGGUGCUUUUCUUGUUCGUGAUUCCACUUCUGAUAGGUAUUUAUUCACAAUGAGUUUUCGGAACAUUGGAAAGAUCCUCCAUUCACGGAUAGACUACAGCAACUCAGGCUACAGUUUAUUUGAUCAAGUAGGUUAUAACAGUAUCGUAGAACUUGUAGAAGAUGCAAUAUCGAAAUCAAAACACGGCGUCUAUUGCUACACGAAAACAAAAGAUGAAAUUCACCCGAAUUUUCCCGUUAGACUGACAUUACCCGUAUCUAGGUACGACAAGGUACCGUCGUUAAAGUACCUAGCUCGUUUCGUUAUCAGACAGUACGUCAUUAUUAACGAUAUGGACCAAUUACCGUUGCCUGUAUCGUUAGUGAAAUAUUUACAAGAAGACGGACCUUAUUUUUAGUUUUUUUUUUUAUAAUCGAAUAAUAUAUGGAGAUGCUGAGUACUUAUUUUAAUUCUCAUUCUUAAGUUUUCAAAUUUUAUGGAAUCUAUAUCAAAUUAUAUGAACGAACCUUUUGUUAGUCUUUUGAAAGAGUUUCCAAAUUUGAUUUGGGUUAACUUUUCCUCGUUUUUCUAUACCACAUUAUUAGAAAUCAAAAUUUUCUUUUUGACUAUUUCAAUCAAUAACACUAGUAGUUAUAUGAGGCGCCUCGAAUCAAAACCCGCCAAGUCCAUCUCAAGAAAUUUUUGGAAAAGUGGAAAAACUGUCACAAACAGACCAAUCAUAAGAAGUUAUUGAUUUUUUUAGCAAAAAAUUAUAAAUCGUCUAUGAUGUAGAUCCCCAAAAUGGUUUCAUAAAUAAUUAGAAAAAUUUAAAAUCAAUAUCUGGACUUUUCGGAUUUUGAUACUAAGAUUGGGAUUUUACGGGAUUUGAAAGAAAAAUAAACUUAGGCUGCAAAGGGAUUGAGCUAUAAAAGCUGUACUAAUUGUAAUUUAAUAUUUUAUUAAAAAUAAACAAAGUCUUUAUUGUUAUACUAGAUCACACAAUAUCUGUAUCAAUUUCCUCAUCAACAAUAAUGUUUUCAUUUUCUUCAUUGUUGAGAUCUUCGCCUUCAUUGUUAAGACCUUCGGCUUCUUGGUUUUCCCAAUCGGGAUAUAAUUUUAAUGUCUCGUGUUUUCUCCACCCUUGUCCAAAGUGUUUUGUUAGCAGUUUCGCAACAUCCUGUAUUUUAGCAGCCUUAAGGCUAACCCCCUUGUUUAUGGCUUUUGGGUUUAUGUGAGACAUAUUAAACUCUUGGUUUUGUGACAGAUUUCGCUUGACAAGUUUCAGUUCUAUAAAAGAUUUCACCCUAGACCAGAAUGUUAUUUUUCUUCUUGUUCUUUUUUAGCAUAUUUCUUUUUGAUUAAUUGAACUUGAAGUGCCACAAGUUCGGUUUUUUUGAACUUUUUUAGAAUUCAAAUUUUCAGACUUUAACCGGGAUAGUGACUCUUAACAUGUUUCCCCAGAACUUCUUUAUACUCUUCUGUCUUAAGAAUAGUGUUGUUCUUCAAUUUGCUACAAAAUAACAGUUGUACUGAAUUCAGUAUAGAAAAAUCUAUAAGAAAUAAUAUCAAACUCACGUUCAAAAAAUAUGAACUUGACGGUUUUUGAUUCUAGGCUCCUCAUAUACUAGUUCGAUAUAUUAUGUAGCUUUAGGCACUGGUUAACUUAUAUUCUUGCUGUAGUAUCUAAAAUUCACAAGGAGUUGGUGAUUUAAUGUUUUCAACUGACCAACGUCAAUGCAGAUUGUUUCAUGGCAUUGUUUUUGACUAGAACUCAACCAACAAAGUUUAUUUCAAAAGACAAACAAAAUUAAUAGGAAUUAAUACUGUAAAGUAAUUUUUCAUUUCUUAAAAUAACAAGAAAAGAAUUUAAAAUCAGAAAUCAAAUGAUUUAUACCAUUUUUAGGUAUAUUUUUUUAAAAGACAAAACUUUUAUACAUUUUCGAACAAAAUUUAUAUAUUUUUCAGUCAAAAAAGUGAUGAUUUGACAAUUUGAAAAAAACUGACUUCUUUUUACUUAAUUAUUUUUAGAAAUGAAGAAAACUUCAUGUAAUCAAUCAUCGUUUUAUUUUAAUAAAUGUUAUUGUAAAUAUUUUCUUCUAUAUACAUAUACAGGGUUUUUUAAAAGUCUUGUAUAACAUCAUUAUGGUUACUUUAUUUCUAUUAGUUAGUCCUUAUAUUUUGUUUACAUUUCCACGCUAUCUUGGACGUACUCUCAGUAGCCUUCAAGGCUGUUUGGCUAACCUGAGAAAAUGUAAAUGUGCUGCUGAUUCUAGUUAAAUUUUGUACAAUACUAGUGGAGUGGUAAGACUCCGCUUUACGGACAGCCCUUCACUUUAUUCCGUUUAGUUCUGCCCUAUUUUCAAAUAGGAAUUUUCAUGUCCUGUUCUUCUAAAGCCCUUUUGAUGCAUUGAGGUGAAAUGUUGUCAGGGAAGGCUACUUAGAUACGUUUUGCUGUCAACUAGGCAAUGUAGUAAGGCAUAUGAAACAAAUUCGCUCUCUAAAAGAAAAUCUUCGGUGUAUGAAAAUUUUGAAUCAUUUGAAAGUAUGUUUAUACGGCUUACUCAAGGUAAGAAUCUUUUUUUUUCAUUGUCUCUUUUACGAAACCCUGUAUAUACUUUUAUACAUAAUAUGGUGCCUUGACAAUUCGUGAUCAUUAUUAUAAAUAUGUAGCACAUAUUUUGUUACUAGAGUAAAUCAUAAAUACCAAAUAUUUUACACUUUUGACGCUUUGUUUUGCAUUAACCGAAGCCGAAAUUUUAAAUUCGAUUUUUUUGUAUAAAAAAUAAACUUUCUUUUGUUAAUACAUUUUUAUUACUAAUUAAGAAAUUGGAUUAAAAGAUUUUAAUAUAUGGAUAAAUUUCGUAUUUAAAAAUUCCACUCUCAAAGAACAUAUCUAUAUAUUUAUAUCCUUAAUAAUGUUCUGCUGUUUGGUUCUUCAACUUUAUUACCAUAAUGUCCGAGUUAGCAGUUUGCACAAUAAAUAAUUAACUGGCGAUCCAUUAGAUACUGGUAGAAGUUAUUUACCGACCAAUAAAUAGUUAAAGUUUCUUUACGAAUAACCGAAUAUUUCACCUCAAGCUUAUUAAAAACUCUAGAGGCGAAACUAGUUGGUUCUCCUUGACAAUAAUGAGGCAUCACGUGUCAACUUCAAAGUAUCAGGAUCAUAAUGUACUAGACUAACAUCAGAACACAUGGUUUUUUAGAUUUAACUAAAGCACUCGCUCAAAUAGCCCAAGUUACAUUAUUUCUUAAUAAUGUAAUGAUUCACCAUAAUAACUCAAAAUAUCAACAUUAAGUCUUACUUAUGAGGUCUAGGACAUUCCAUAAUUACCUUGAUUUUAUAUCAUGCUUAUAUAGUCUUACUUCUGAAGUCUAGGACAUUCUAUAAUUGCCUUGACUUUAUCCGGAUUCUCGCGCAAGCCCUCCUUAUUAAUAAUAAAAUACUUAUUUUAAAUUUAAACAUUUUUAUAGAUUUAGCUUCAAACCGGAAGACCUCACUCUCCUUAAUACUAGGUCUAGAUUUUCUAAAUUCUGUUUUUUAUCGUUAUCACAAUAUUUUCAUUGAGAACCUACUCUACAAUCUUUUGAGAUAUGCUAUAAGUUGGGUUGGUACCAUUUGACAACCGAUUUAAUUAUUAAAUACUCCUAGGGCGU